UCACCCCACCCCACCACACUCACCCACACCGCCAUGUCUGCCUCCAUCGAAGAGAUCGCCGACGACGUGCAGGACCUGCAGGUCGAGUCCGACGUCGAGGCGUCCGGCGCCACCGGCGGCGACGUCACCAUCGGCGAGCACGUCACGAGCAAGCCGGAGCGCAAGGCGCGCAAGAGCCUGCAGAACAUCGGCCUCAAGAAGGUGCAGGGCAUCACGCGCGUGACGAUGCGCCGGCCCCGCGGCCACCUCUACGUGAUCUCGACGCCCGAGGUGUACAAGUCCGCCUCGGCCGACGUGUACAUCGUCUUUGGCGAGGCCAAGUCGGAGGACCAGAGCAUGGCCGCGCAGCAGGCGCAGGCCGCGCAGAUCGCGCAGCAGGAGGCGCAGCAGGACAAGCUGCUCGCCGACAGCUUCGCCGCGAGCCAGGCGCAGAGCGCCGGUGCCGGCAAGGAGAAGGAGGAGAAGGAGGAAGAGAGCGACGGCGAGAUCGACGAGACGGGCGUCGACGCCAAGGACAUCGACCUGGUCAUGCAGCAGGUGUCGUGCUCGCGCCGCAAGGCCGUCAAGGCGCUCAAGGAGACCAACGGCGACCUCAUCAACGCCAUCAUGAACGCCUCGUAGAUGCGCGCAUCACCUCGCAGGCCGGCGCAUGCUGCCUGCUCUCAAUCGGAACGGCCUCGGCACCGCCUCGCGGCACACCCGCGCCGCUCCGGAAUAAAAGCAGUCGAUCCAACACGUCUGCAGGCGACUCGAUGCGCAAGGUAUAGAUUGGGACAGACAGGCCGGAGCAGGGAAUCGACAGAGG
Molecule: messenger RNA, 805 nt
Organism: Tilletiopsis washingtonensis
Lineage: Eukaryota; Fungi; Basidiomycota; Exobasidiomycetes; Entylomatales
Product: nascent polypeptide-associated complex, alpha subunit
Exons: 5
Coding region: 34-621 (195 amino acids)
Biological process (GO): protein targeting to membrane
Cellular component (GO): cytoplasm; nascent polypeptide-associated complex
Source: RefSeq, a predicted model, not a curated record